Messenger RNA from Rhagoletis zephyria (snowberry fruit fly), 2210 nucleotides. Its product is annotated as serine protease gd. The record is from RefSeq and is a predicted model, not a curated record. NCBI's taxonomy places the organism in Eukaryota, Metazoa, Arthropoda, Insecta, Diptera, Tephritidae. Gene Ontology annotation, biological process: proteolysis. Gene Ontology annotation, molecular function: serine-type endopeptidase activity.
CGGAUCUUCAUUCAGUUUGCGACGCUCAUUGCGUUGAGAUACGAGCCGCGCAGUGCGAAUUCUGAUUCGUAUAAACUAAGCUUAAAUUACGAAUUGUUGUGACGCAUUAAAGUCUGAUUGAUGUUUUGUAAAGAUUAAAUAGCAAAGUAAAAGAAUUAUCAAUCAAGUGCCGUGAAGUGAGGCGACGAAGAUGUUGUGCUAAAAACUCAAGCUUAAAAAUUGAAACCAAACUCAGGCAAAAUCAAUUAAAAAGAGAAAAUAAAAUAAUUAUGAUUGGCUUACCGCUAAGAGAGAAUAUACGUGCAGUAAAUAUGUUGUUAUAGUAUCUAGAGAAAAUGUGAAAAAGCAGAAAUUCGCAUCAGAGCUGAAAAUCUGUUUUAAAAAUAUCUUACAGCUAAGAAUUCUCAGUGUUUCACGUUUAAUUGCUCCGAGUUUUGACAUGCUCCACGCGGUUUUGCGCAUCACUGCGUUAACACUUUCCUACUCUCUACUGUGGCUUUUGCCAUUGAUCGGCGAUGCCCAACAAGUGCCACUGGUUGCUUGCCCCAAAUACUUUGAGUACUUGAACGAUGGUAGUCAAAAUUUCGGACGCAUUACGCUGCCCAACGUUCCAAUGGGAACAACGCGGUUGAGUGUGCGCUUUUCACAGCAAGCGCCAGUAAACUCGAAUUACUACGGACGCUUGUCGCUCUAUGAAGAUCAACAAACCACUAUUAAUAACUUGGAGCGUGGUCUUCCCAUUUCUUAUCGCGUGGAUUUUCCCACUGACAAUGUGCUACCUAAGCUUACACUCAUCUCUGUAAGCGGAGUCGAUAUUUGCGUGUCAUCUGAGUAUCCCCCUCCAAGCACUGUUCUCGAUCUCCAGCAUACAUUGCAAACAUCAACUGUGCGAGGAACAAGACCUCUUAAUAGCAAUGUCGAAGGUGGAACCAUAUAUCCGGUCACAACAAGCACAUUUCCAAACCAAAAUUUCAAUCGCAUUCCACAGCAGAACCAACCAGCCACCCAACAGACACAGUUCAUAAAUCCAAAUCCUGCACAAAAUCCAUUUCUUACACAAAUUAGACCGGCACCACAAUCAUCGACCUCGGAACCAAAUCUGCAAACUAGGAUCUCACAACCAGACAAAGACUACUCACAAUGCGGCGUGGAGGGCAACUCAGUAACGCCAUUCAUUUAUGGCGGCAUCACACUUGCGCGUGGCCAAUUUCCUUGGCUAGCAGCUGUCUAUCGAAAGCAGUCGUCGGGUCUAAGAUUCCUAUGUGGUGGUUCGCUUGUCUCUUCCAACACAGUAAUAACAGCGGCACAUUGUUUUAAACUAAAAUCGCUUAGCGCCUCCCAGGUUGUAGUCUAUUUGGGUCGUCACAAUUUGGAAAACUACGGUGAGGCCGGUGUCGUCACACGUGACAUACGCAGUUUGCUUAUACAUCCGGACUAUAGCGGCAAAUCACUACCAGAUGCAGAUAUAGCCAUAAUGCAAAUGCAAACGUCAGUCAGCUUCAAUGAAUUCAUCCGUCCCAUUUGUUUGUGGAGCGAAUCGUCGGACAAUUCAUUGAUUGUUGGUCAAACAGCUUUCGUUGCCGGCUGGGGUGCGGAUGAAAAAGGGCGUGAAGUGUCUGCGUUACCCAAGAUGGUCGAUACGGCCAUUGUUAGCGAUAAUGAAUGCUUACGCUCCUCGGAGGUGUACAGCAAAUUGACAACUCCGCGCACGAUUUGCGCAGGCAACCGUGAUGGCACUGGUCCUUGUAUGGGUGACUCCGGUGGUGGUUUGAUGUUAAGUCGUAAUGGGCUAUGGAUGUUACGUGGUGUCGUAUCGGCCGGUCUCACUAGUCAGGGUCAAUGUGACCUCCGGCAGUAUGUUAUAUAUUGUGAUCUGGCGAAGCAUAUUGCGUGGGUGCGGAGUAAUAUCUACUAGUGGUCAGACUGCGUAAUCGGAAUAAUGUUUAAUUUAACCGGAGACUGAAAUAAUAACCUGCUUUGUUGGUGAAAAUGAGAGAUUUGCAGCCGUGAUUAAAAUAUGGACAACUUAGACCGUAGAAGCGUUUUUCCGGUAAAAAAAAAUUAAUUAUUUAGCUGAAAAAUUUUAUCAGACACUUGUGUUGAAAAUUCGAGUUUGUAACUAUGAGAAGGUCAAACAAAAUACUCAAAAUAUACACAUCUAUGUACCCCAAAACACUAAAAUAAACGUUAUAUAUAUUUUUAUUUUCUAA